ACUACUUCUACAUCAACUACUUCUACAUCUAAUACUUCUAUAUCUACUACUUCUACAUCUACUACUUCUACAUCUAAUACUUCUAUAUCUACUACUUCUAUAUCUACUACUUCUACAUCUAAUACUUCUAUAUCUACUACUUCUACAACAUCUAAUACUUCUACAUCUACUACUUCUACAUCCAAUACUACUUCUACAUCUACU
Molecule: messenger RNA, 204 nt
Organism: Strongylocentrotus purpuratus (purple sea urchin)
Lineage: Eukaryota; Metazoa; Echinodermata; Echinoidea; Camarodonta; Strongylocentrotidae
Product: bypass of stop codon protein 1-like
Exons: 2
Source: RefSeq, a predicted model, not a curated record